CGACAGGACUGGUGGGGUGGAGAGCCAGAUUGAAUGAAAGAGAGUGAGAAGAGUGAGCGAGGCCAAGUUGUUGAUAUAAGCAUUAGUGUGAGAGAAACAAUGCCUCCACUGAAGCCAGUGCCAUUGCUGAAAUCAAUAUGCAUGGAGGCCCUUGCUUCAACUGUGGCAUAUGCAUUUGUGAAAGCUGCAGGAGGAGGUCUAACUGGUCCUGCAAAACGUAUAGCAAACCGUUCUAAGAAGCAGAGCAGCAGCAGCAGCAGCAAGAAAGCGUCCAGACUAGCAAUUGCAGAAAGCCUUCUGACGAGCAAUCCUCUCAGCCAGAUCACUAAGCUCCAAGAAUACAUAAAUAAAGGUAUGCCAAAAGGAAAGCAAUGGAUUAUGUUUCACCCCGUUAUACUGCUUGUGACUGAAAUGAUUACGAUGUUGAAGAAAGGACACGAAUCUCAAAAAGAAAAUUACAAGUUUGGUUCAGCAGUUCAAAAACUAGGUGUCGCUCUUGGAUAUGCUAUGGAUACACUAUUUUCAGCCGAGCUCAAGAGACUCGAUAUGACGUCGGUGGUGCACCACUGUAUGAAGUGGGUGUCAACAUGUAGAUUAAACAACCAAAAUCCAAAAGAUCUGAGUAGUAUUGAUGCUAGUGUGGUAGAGAAUAUGUUUGUAGCACUGUUUGCUUCAAGUGCUCACAAGCUAGAGUGUUUAACUCACAUCAGGUGGCCCCAUCUUGUCUGCGGGGAGCUCAUCAAAAUAUUAGGACGCCAUUGUCAUAACCUUCGGCAUUUAGAAUUAGCGUGCGAGUGUGAUGAGACAGUUGCCAUGAACGAUGUCAAAGAGGACCCAGAAUAUGCCCGAAAAGAAAGGGAGUUGGUUAACGCUCUUGCAGCACUUUAUGACAGAGCACCUGGAGAUUUCACUGGCACGAAGCCUCCUGGUUGCUACAAGCUUCAGACACUUGUCCUACCUAGAUUAGACGAUGAAGAUGGUCUCUUAGCCAAACACAUGAUGGGUGCUUUAUGUUCAUUGAAACAACUUGAGUCCAUUACCGGAGCGCCAAUGUUGGUUUCACUACAUAUGCUUAAAAAUGAGAAAAAGUCACCCUUGGCUCUUAAACUUAAGCAUUUAAGUGACAUAGAUAAUUAUAAUAGGAGGCCAAUGCCUGACAUGUCUUAUCUAAAAAAAAUUCUCCCUUCUUUGAAUAGCCUAGAAAUUAUAGUUUCACAAACGAUUACGAAAGAGAUAACAAAUGCUUUCCUCGAUAUCAGAGCACUUAAAAUUCAACAACCGGAUUUCCAUGACAACAUUAGAACUUUUAAAUACUUAGAUACCUUAGAUAUACAUCUGGACUUCCAGAUAAGUUGGCCAAUUCUCUUUGCAAUCACCCGCGGUCGAAUCCAAAUCCGAAAUUUAACUCUGCGUCACUCAACAUUCCAAGUGGGGCAAGAGCACCACGAGGGGUUUUCUUUGAAGCUGCCAGCACUCAAGUCUUUUACGUUGAUAAAGGCAAGUUUCAUUGAAUACACAGCCUUUCGUUCACUAGUCAAAGGAGCUCCUAAUUUGGUAAACGUGUCCAUUACAUUAACAGAUGACAGAAACUAUGUUGUCGACGAAUUUCGAGACGAGCUUAUCGUGAGUUUAGCACCUUUGAUGCCCAAUCUGGAGAGUUUUACAGCCGAGUCCCUUUACAAAUAUAACCUCUGCAGUCACCUUAACUGUUUGCUUUCGCUCGACUCCGCAAAUGUCCUCAUUGAAUGCUGUCCCCGCCUUAAAUUGCUUGGCCACUUCGAUAGUUGGGACGUGACAGAUGAAGAAAUUAAUCAUUUAAAUGACCAAAUAACGAUAAAUAACUGGGACCUGCAAAUAGUUUAACUGCACUGACAUGCUGUAAAAUGUGUAGCAUACUCUUGAAUAACAAACAGUUGGAACCAGACGACAAUGAAAAAAAAAAAUUUUUAGUGGUAGAAAAGUAUGGAAACGUUGCGAGUUUAAGGUAGCUAAAAAUGAUCGAAGCCAGACGACAGUUAAAAAAAAUGUUUCCGCCUUCAGUAAUAUAAAAGUAACCAAUCUUUAAGUUUUUCAGAAACUAACAAUAUAUUAUGAUAUUAAAAAGGAAGGUAAAUGCUAGGUAAAUGACAUGAUUCAAAUUCUUGGGAAUGGUACCUUAGAACUUUCAUGGGAUCGUUUCUAGUCUGGGGGCAUUAAAGCAUAUUAGAAAUUGCGGCUGACUAUAUGCGAUUACAACAAUGAAAGUAACUUUUCCUCCAAAAAUACUAAAUACUCUCACCGAAAAACAGUCGCCACUGUAUAUUCCUAAACCCUUGUCAGGUAUAAAUGAAUAUAUUCAAUCAAAGUAUUUCUAGGCAAUAUGAAAUGAUUGUUCUGUUAAGGUAUCAAAAGUUAUAAGUUGCUAAAACAGAGCAGUUAAUAAUAGGAGACUGUGAAUGCUUGUUCUGGAAAAUUUGGCUCUAAUCAAUAGACACUGGUCGCAAGUUUAAAGA
Macrobrachium nipponense is the source of this 2492-nucleotide messenger RNA. RefSeq lists its product as uncharacterized. NCBI's taxonomy places the organism in Eukaryota, Metazoa, Arthropoda, Malacostraca, Decapoda, Palaemonidae. The record is from RefSeq and is a predicted model, not a curated record. The transcript is spliced from 2 exons. Bases 34 to 1863 code for a protein of 609 amino acids.